CUCCACUUUCAAAUUCAAACAGCUCUCCCUCUUCUUUAUCUCUAGCAGAUAACAACUCAAUUGCUGCCGAGCAUCUUUCAGAGAGAGAGAGAGAGUAAAGAAAUGCAAGCGCUACAAUCUCCCUUCACCGGAGACCAGCUUCUCCUGCCAAAAUGCGGCAGGAAGCCUCUCCAGCCGAGGAACACUCCGGCGACUCCGGUGAACUCCAAUCUUACAAAACUCAAGCCGGUGCAGAAAUGGAUAGGCGUUGACGAUGAUUCGAACAAGGAGAACCGUCCGAUCUACCCGACUCCGACGAAGAUGCUCGAGCCGAUCGACGCGUCCCUGGCGGAGGAGCUGAGCGCAAUCAGGAAGAAGAUGGAGAGGCUGAGAUUGGACGGGGAGAGAACGGAGAAGAUGCUCAAGGAAAGAGAUUUGGUGAUGGAGAUGCAGAUGAAGGAGCUCGAGAGCAGAGGCCAGAUUCAGAAGAUACUUGAGAUCGAGCUUGAUAGGAUUUACAGGCUGAACCAGCUCCAUACUCGAUCAAUUAGAGUGUCUCCGAUUCGAUCGCUGAGAGAGAAGGAGCAACAAAAGAAGGCCACUGAAAUUGAAUCGACAGCGCAGGAAGUGACAGCUGAAGAUAUGGAAGAAUCGGUGGAUGAAAACACACCACAGAAGCUGAGUUCUGCUUCGUCCAAUUCCGAAAUCGUUACAGACAAGACUGACAAGUGAUACUUCUAUAAAGUUCUGCUUUAUGGAAAUUUUUUUUUUCCUUUUAAUUUUGAAUUUUGCCCCAAAGUCUUGUGGUGGCAUUUGAAGAAUUUUGAGAAAGAGAAUAAUAUCAUAUAUAAUACCUCAUUAUGUUUGAAA
Molecule: messenger RNA, 849 nt
Organism: Prunus mume (Japanese apricot)
Lineage: Eukaryota; Viridiplantae; Streptophyta; Magnoliopsida; Rosales; Rosaceae
Product: myelin transcription factor
Source: RefSeq, a predicted model, not a curated record